This is a messenger RNA of Archocentrus centrarchus (flier cichlid), 2405 nucleotides long. It is a transcript of the gene slc19a1, whose product is annotated as solute carrier family 19 member 1. The record is from RefSeq and is a predicted model, not a curated record. The transcript is spliced from 6 exons. Gene Ontology annotation, cellular component: basolateral plasma membrane; plasma membrane; apical plasma membrane. Lineage: Eukaryota; Metazoa; Chordata; Actinopteri; Cichliformes; Cichlidae. Gene Ontology annotation, molecular function: folic acid binding; folate:monoatomic anion antiporter activity. The coding region runs from base 494 to 1930 and encodes 478 amino acids. Gene Ontology annotation, biological process: folate transmembrane transport.
GUGUAAGCCCAGGGUUCGAAGCACGUGUCGAAGCUUCGGUUUCACGCGCUCAUCCUUCUGAUUCACUACCAAGCAUCGGCUCUGAGAGGCGGCUCUUUUGCGAACAACACAUCGCUGCACUACAGUGCGCCUGCCUACAUCUUCAAAAGGAGCUCACGAGGUUAACAAUGACACCAGACUAAGCCGCUGGAAAGCUUUGACAGUGUCAUCGAGUGGAAUGGAGCAAAGGUCAAUGUUUUCUCUUACAUGCCGACGGCAGCAUGUAGCUUUUUAACCACAGCAGCAGAUGAUUCAUUCUCACCAGUUCAGCCCUCUCUGACACGGAGAGGCAGAAGAGCUCAGGUUUUUUUUUAUUUCUUUACAUUUUCUUCAUACAUUCCAGGUAGAAAGUCGGUGGCUUUUCCUAACAAAACAAAUCCUCACAUGGUGAUUUGACACAGUGGAAAACAGAAAAGUGCACUCAUCAUCAGAGUGGCUCAGACCAGCUGAUACGAUGGCAGCAGGGGACACAGAAGGAAGUGGGGACAGAUCAGAAGAGGAGAAAGAAAUGGAUCAGAAAGCAUGUGAAUACUUUGAACAACAGGAAGACGGAGACGUAGCGAUGGCCGCCUCUGCUGUGGAGGCUCAGUCUCCCCCUGGAGAGGAGAAAGCCAGGGAUCCCAGAAAGUGGAAGUGGUCUGUGAUAUUUUUGUGUUUCUAUGGGUUUAUGGUAUCCAUAAAGCCCGGGGAGCCCUUCAUCACACCAUACCUGCUCAGCCCUGAGAAGAACUUCACCAGAGAGCAGGUGACCAAUGAGAUCACUCCAGUGCUGACGUAUUCCUACAUGGCUGUGCUGGUGCCGGCCUUCCUGCUAACGGAUCUCCUGCGUUACAAGCCGGUCCUGAUUCUUCAGGGCAUCAGUCAGGUGGUCAUCUGGGUCAUUCUGCUCCUUGGAAGCACGCUGCUUCAGAUGCAGUUCAUGGAGUUCUUCUACGGCAUCACCAUGGCCUGCCGUGUGGCCUACUCCUCCUACAUCUUCUCCUUAGUCAACCCGGUCCUCUAUCAGCGUGUGGCAGGCUACUCACGCUCCUCAGUCCUCUUGGGGGUUUUCACCAGCUCAGUCCUGGGUCAGCUGUGCUUGUCUCUGGGAAACAUCUCCUUCUACACCCUCAACGGUAUCUCUCUGGGGUUUGUCAGUUUUGGUUUGCUGCUCUCACUGUGCCUGCCCUGGCCUAAACGUUCCUUGUUUUUCAACCGGGCGACUCAGGCGCAAAGGGAACUGGUAGCAGCAGCCACCAAACCUGAACUGGAUAAAAUGAACCCAGAAGAUGGAGGGCCAUCCUCUGCUGCCCCUCCACGCCCUGCGUCAACCUGGAAGGAUUCUGUGUUUGUACAGAUGCUGCUGGAGGUGAGAAACGUGCUGAAGAGGCCCAACCUGAGGCUCUGGUCCCUGUGGUGGGUGUUCAACUCGACAGGGUAUUACCUGGUGCUUUUCUACGUCCACAUCCUGUGGAACAAAGUCUACCCUGCCACUGAGAACAAGAAAGUUUACAACGGGGGAGUGGAAGCAGCCUCUACAUUGCUCAGUGCUAUAACUGCCUUUGCGGCGGGCUUUGUCAAAAUUCGGUGGCACAUCUGGUCAGAGCUGGUCAUCGGUGUCAUCACAGCAGUGCAGGCGGGUCUGCUGCUCCUCAUGGGCACCACAGAGAACAUCUGGGUCUGCUACAUUGCCUACGUCCUCUUCAGAGGCUUCUAUCAGUUCCUGGUGCCUGUUGCCACUUUCCAGAUUGCCUCGUCACUCACCAAGGAGCUCUGUGCUCUUGUGUUUGGGAUCAACACCUUCUUUGGGACGGUACUGAAGAGCAUCAUCAACCUGAUCUUUUCUGACAAGAGGGGCCUGGCUUUGGACGUGCACUCUCAGGGUCAACUUCUGGCCUCAACUAUAUUCUGAUGUGAGACAAAGAUUGAGCUAGGAGGAGCUUUCAAACCUAAGAACACUGUACACACCACCAAGCAUGGUGGUGGUAGCAUCAUGCUCUGGGGCUGUUUUGCUGCCAGUGGUGCUGGUACAUUGCAUCAAGUGAAUAUAAUAAUGAAGGAGGAGGACUACCUCCAAAUUCUUCAACUUCACCUCAAACCAACAACUAGACUGUUGAAACCUGGACACUUGGUUUGGAGUUCCAGUAGGACAAUGAACCAAAACGCACAUCAAAACUGGUUUUGGAAUGGAUAAAGCAGGAUAACAUGGAGCAAGAAUUAUGGCAGAAGCUUGUUUAUUUAAAAUGAAAAGGAUGUGGUCGAGGUUCAACUUGCUAAAAAACAUUUAACUAAAUAUUAAUGGGGGUGUUAUGUAUAUAUUUGAGCCUGUAUGUAUACCUUUGACCUUGUGUGGAUCAGAAAAAAAUUCAAAAUAAAUUCAAACUUGU